CACACUUCCCCAAUAUAUUCUAUGAAAUAUAUUAAUACAAAGUCCUUUGAACUCUUUUGAGUCUCCCUAUAUAAGGUUUCACAUCUAGCCCUUUUCAUCACAAGCUUCAACUCUUUCUCUCCCUCUCAAAUCUAGUCAUUUUCAUCACAAGCUUGUAUUGUACCAAAUCUAGCCUCUUUUUCUCUUUCAGUACCAAAAAUACUAAUGGCUGAUGCUACUACGAUCGAUGUAGCGCAUGCAGAAGAGACAAGGAGAGAGGCUAAAGGUAAAGCUCCUCUUUUGGCAACUCCAGUGGUUGUUGCAGCAACCACCAAGGCUAUGGAGCAUGAGAAAGGAGGGUAUAAGAGAGGGAUUGCGAUAUUUGACUUCGUUUUGAGGCUAGGUGCUCUUGCGGCCGCUCUAGCUGCAACUGCCACAAUGGGAACUACUGAUCAGACUCUUCCUUUCUUCACUCAGUUCUUCCAGUUCCAAGCCAGCUACGAUGAUAUGCCCGCAUUUCAAUUUUUUGUGAUUGGAAUGGCAAUAGCAAGUGGCUACCUGGUCCUCUCCCUUCCUUUCUCUAUAGUCCGCAUCGUUCGGCCACAUGCAGUAGCACCAAGGUUGCUCCUUAUCGUCUUAGACACUGUGAUGCUUGCUUUGACCACUGCAUGUGCAAGCUCGGCGGCUGCGAUAGUCUACUUGGCUCACAGUGGGAAUCAGAGUGCGAAUUGGUUAGCUAUAUGUCAGCAGUUCACUGAUUUCUGCCAGCAAACCAGUGGAGCGGUGGUGGCAUCGUUCAUUGCAGUGCUCAUCUUCUUGUUCUUAGUUGUCUUGUCUGCCAUCGCUCUUCGAAAACAUUAAGAACAAGAUGGAAAACUCUGUUUGAUUUGGUUGUAUUGUCUUCAAAUUUAUCAUUUGUGUUUCUUCAGUGUUUUAUUAUUAUUGUCAAUGUGAGGGGAAAAAAAAUGAAAGUGAAAUGGAAAAUGUUGUAUUUGACCUUGUGAUAUGCAAGAACAUGCAAUGGAAAGUAUGGCAUUAAUUGGAUAUGGAAAAAGUUAGGAAUUAUGAAA
Camellia sinensis is the source of this 1049-nucleotide messenger RNA. Its product is annotated as casparian strip membrane protein 1. The record is from RefSeq and is a predicted model, not a curated record. NCBI's taxonomy places the organism in Eukaryota, Viridiplantae, Streptophyta, Magnoliopsida, Ericales, Theaceae.